This is a messenger RNA of Brassica oleracea var. oleracea, 450 nucleotides long. Its product is annotated as extracellular matrix protein 2-like. The record is from RefSeq and is a predicted model, not a curated record. Lineage: Eukaryota; Viridiplantae; Streptophyta; Magnoliopsida; Brassicales; Brassicaceae. Bases 1 to 450 code for a protein of 149 amino acids. The transcript has a single exon.
AUGUCGAUGAACAGAAACUCUUCUUCUGCCGGUGAAACCUCGAACCCACCGCCGUUGGGUCUCUUGGAUUACUCCGAUGAUGAGGAGCAAACGACGCCACAACAAAGCCAGACGUCUCAACCCAUGUCCGAAGAUCUUCAUACCGCAGCCGAACAACUGGAUUCUGAGUCAGAUGCCGAGUCAGAACCAGUGGGAUCCACAAGGAAGAAGAAGAAGAACGUGAAGGAGGGAAGAAGCAAACAAUCCUCCGAAGCAAUUCCAGAGGAAACUGAUGCAACUAAAGCUCGCAAGGAAAAUCGAGAAAAAGCGAUCGAAGUCUCUUCGGGUGAAUCUGAGGAAGAAGAUGACUCGGAGAACACUGACUCAGACGAAGUUGAGGAAGUUGAUGUUGAAGACGUGGAACCAUCAAUCAGUGUUAAGGAGAAAGAGACAAAGAGAAAAGCUCCAUAA